UAUCAUACUACUACACUCAGUCCACACAAUUUUCCCUUUGGUACCUACAACAAAAUUUUGAGUUCAUAAAAUUUAUUAGUACGAGACAACACAAGGGUUAAUUAAUCACAUUCAUAUAUAUGAAAUGGAAAAAAAAGUUGCAAUUGUUGGAACAGGAAUAAGUGGCUUACUUGCAUGCAAAUAUGUUCUAGAGAUUGGUUUACAUCCAAUUGUAUAUGAAGCUGAUGAUGAAAUUGGUGGAGUAUGGAAGCAAACUAUUCAAUCUACCAAACUCCAAACAAACAAAGAAUUCUAUCAAUUUUCAGAUUUUCCGUGGGAUUCUUCAAUAAAAGAAGAUUGUCCAAGUAAUCAACAAGUGUUACAUUAUGUUAAGUCCUAUGCUCAACAUUUUUCUAUCAUUCCUUACAUUAAAUUCAAUUCUAAAGUCAUUGAUAUAGAUUAUGUUGGAAGUCAAUCUAAUGAAGAUAUUAAGUCAUGGGAAUUAUGGGGUGGUAAUGGUAGUCCUUUUUCCACCAAGGGUACAUGGAAUCUUGCUGUCCAAGAUACUAAGAAUUUCACCACAGAGAUCGUUCGGGAGAACCCGAGAUCAACUCCUGGAGUCACUCAUCCUUGCACAAUUAUCCCAAGAACCAUACACUGGUUUAUCCCAGAUUUUAAAAUUGGGAGCAUUAAUCUUGGAUUCUUAUAUUACAACCGUUUUGCGGAGCUUUCACUUCACAAGCCUGGAGAACCAUUCCUACUUAGCCUUUUGGCCACUUUACUUUCACCACCGAGAAUGGGAAUUUCAAAACUUGUUGAAACAUAUUUAAGAUGGAAGUUGCCACUGAAGAAGUAUGGGUUGAUACCUAAUCAUAGUUUUCUUCAAGAUACCACUGCAUAUCGAACUGGGGUGCUUCCAGAUUUUUUCUUUGACAAAGUGAAAAAUGGAUCCAUUGUUAUAAAGAAAUCACAAAGCUUUAGCUUCUACAAAGAUGGUUUAAUCAUUAAUGGUGAAAGUAAACCCCAUGAAACAGAUCUAGUUAUUCUUGCUACAGGAUAUAAAGGUGACCAAAAACUUAGAAGCAUAUUCAAAUCUUCAAUAUUUCAAAAUUAUAUAAAUGGGUCCCUAAACUCAGCAAAUUCAAUUCCCCUCUACAGGCAAAUAAUUCACCCUCGAAUUCCACAACUUGCAAUAAUAGGAUACGAUGAGAGCUUAUCAACUGUUCUUACUAAUGAAUUGAGAUGUCAAUGGUUAGCACAUCUUUUGAAUGAAAACAUUGAACUACCAAGUGUAAGAGAAAUGGAGAAGGAUAUAAAAAUGUGGGAAGACAACAUGAAACAAAAUACUAAAAAUUUUAAUAAGAGAUCAUGCAUUGUUACUUGUGGUAUAUGGUAUAAUGAUCAAUUGUGCAGAGACAUGAAAUGUAACCAUCUAAGAAAGAAGAAUACUUUUGCUGAGCUAUUUGAACCAUAUGGGCCUACUGAUUAUAAUGGUCUUCUCCAUAAGUGUUUGUGAGUCCGAGGAAACUCGGAAGAAAUAUCAGGCCAAUACUUCAAGACAAUAAGAGAUAGAAGCCACAUCUUCAUCCAAAGUUUUAUUAUUUCAUAGUCGAUGUGAUACUUAACUACUGACUCUUAAAACCUAAUAAGAAGUGAAUUCAUCUAUGGUUGAUUGGUUAUUUUGUUUCCUUCUUUAUAUAAUGUUAUUUGUUUUCUUUUGAUACCUAUAAUAAGAUCUUAUUGUAUUUUUCAUUUGUGAAGUACAAAAUAAGUGGUGUAGUAAGAAAA
Molecule: messenger RNA, 1767 nt
Organism: Trifolium pratense (red clover)
Lineage: Eukaryota; Viridiplantae; Streptophyta; Magnoliopsida; Fabales; Fabaceae
Product: probable flavin-containing monooxygenase 1
Exons: 5
Coding region: 125-1495 (456 amino acids)
Molecular function (GO): N,N-dimethylaniline monooxygenase activity; flavin adenine dinucleotide binding; NADP binding
Source: RefSeq, a predicted model, not a curated record